Lactuca saligna is the source of this 3011-nucleotide messenger RNA. Lineage: Eukaryota; Viridiplantae; Streptophyta; Magnoliopsida; Asterales; Asteraceae. The record is from the annotation of a GenBank genome assembly.
AUGUCAAGAUCUUACACCAAUCUCUUCGAACUCGCUUCGGGUGAAGCCCCAUUACCAUCAUCCGGAUUUGGUCGCCACAUGGGAAAAAAACUUUCCCGUGUGGCGACCGUCCCAGGGGUAUUAUCGGAACUAGACGACGAAGGUUUUAGUUCCGAUGCCCCAUCAUCCGUUUCCCAGGAUCGAAUGAUCCUGGUCGGAAACCAACUCCCACUGCGGGUCCACAAGACCCACAGCGGGAGUUGGACAUUCAGUUGGGACGAAGACUCCCUUCUGUUACAACUCAAAGAUGGGCUCAAUGAAGACGUAGAAAUAAUCUACAUCGGUUGUCUCCGCGAAGAAAUCGACCCGAAAGAUCAAGAUGAUGUGGCGCAACAUCUCCUCGAAAAUUUCAAAUGUGUCCCCGCGUUUAUACCCCCGGAGCUUUUUAGCAAAUUUUACCAUGGGUUUUGUAAGCAACAUUUAUGGCCAUUGUUUCACUACAUGCUUCCGUUAUCACCGGACCUUGGGGGCCGGUUUGACCGGUCUCUUUGGCAAGCGUAUGUUUCGGUCAACAAGAUUUUCGCAGAUAAAGUUAUGGAAGUAAUUAGCCCGGAUGACGAUUUCGUUUGGGUACAUGACUACCAUUUAAUGGUUUUACCUACUUUUUUGAGAAAAAGAUUCAAUCGGGUCAAACUCGGGUUUUUUCUCCAUAGCCCGUUUCCGUCUUCCGAAAUUUACCGGACCCUACCGGUACGUGACGAGCUUUUGCGGGCCCUACUCAAUUCCGAUCUUAUCGGAUUCCAUACUUUUGAUUACGCCCGUCAUUUCCUUUCAUGUUGCAGUAGAAUGCUCGGGCUAUCUUAUCAAUCCAAACGAGGCUACAUCGGGCUCGAAUACUACGGUCGAACCGUAAGCAUCAAGAUUUUACCCGUUGGAAUCCAUUUAAAACAACUCCGGAAUGUUCUUGAUCUCCCGGAAACCGAGUCAAAAGUAGCCGAGUUACGCGACCGGUUUCACGGUCGAACCGUGUUGCUCGGGGUUGAUGACAUGGACAUAUUUAAAGGCAUAAGUUUGAAGCUUUUAGCUUUCGAGAAUUUGCUGACUCACCAUCCCGAAAAGAGGGGUAAGGUGGUUUUGGUUCAAAUCGCGAACCCAGCCCGCGGGCGUGGACGCGAUGUUCUUGAGGUGCAAUCGGAAACUCAUACGACCCGCGAACGGAUAAACCGGAAAUUCGGGCGACCCGGAUACGAACCCGUAAUUCUAAUCGAUAUCCCGCUUCAAUUUUACGAACGGAUCGCGUAUUAUGUCAUUUCCGAAUGUUGCCUCGUGACAGCUGUACGAGACGGAAUGAAUUUAAUCCCGUAUGAGUACAUCAUCUCUCGACAAGGGAACGAUAAGCUCGAUGAAACCCUAGGGGCGAAUCCGUCAAUUCCGAAAAAAAGCAUGCUCGUUGUAUCCGAAUUCAUCGGGUGUUCACCGUCUCUUAGUGGCGCGAUACGGGUCAACCCGUGGAACAUCGAUGCGGUUGCGGAGGCUAUGGAUAUGGCCUUGAUCAUUGCCGAACCCGAAAAACAAAUGAGGCAUGAAAAACAUUAUAGAUACGUCAGCACACAUGAUGUGGCGUAUUGGGCCCGCAGUUUUUGGCAAGAUCUAGAAAGAUCUUGUAGGGAUCAUGUGAGGAGAAGGUGUUGGGGGAUCGGCUUCGGGUUGGGUUUCCGGGUCGUCGCGUUGGAUCCAAACUUCCGGAAGCUUUCGGUUGAACAUAUCGUUUCGGCUUACAAACGGACUAAAAAACGCGCUAUUUUGUUGGAUUAUGACGGGACUAUAACGGUUCAAAAUUCAAUCAGCACCAACCCGAGUCCGGAAGUUUCCGGAAUGUUGAAUAGUUUAUGUAAAGACCCGAAAAACAUUGUUUUUAUUGUUAGUGGGAAAGAUCGGGCUACUUUGACCGAAUGGUUUUCAUCAUGUGAUAAUUUGGGUGUUGCAGCUGAACAUGGUUACUUCCUGAGGGAGAAUAAGGAAGCGGAAUGGGAAACUUGUAUUGCGGUUCCCGAUUUUUAUUGGAAACAGAUAGCCGACCCGGUUAUGAAAUUAUACACAGAAACAACAGACGGGUCGACAAUUGAGAUGAAAGAAAGCGGGUUGGUUUGGAACUAUCAAUACGCGGAUCCGGAUUUUGGGUCGUGUCAAGCUAAAGAGCUUUUGGAUCAUUUGGAAAGUGUUCUUGCUAAUGAACCCGUUACAGUCAAAAGUGGUCAAAAUAUUGUUGAAGUUAAACCACAAGGGAUUAACAAAGGGCUUGUUGUGGAUAGACUGUUGACAACAAUGAAAGAAAAAGGAAUGUUGCCUGAUUUUGUGCUUUGCAUAGGGGAUGACAGGUCAGAUGAGGACAUGUUUGAGGCGAUCACACGGGCGGUUGCGGGCCCGGCUCUGUCCCCGGUGGCGGAGAUAUUUGCUUGCACGGUGGGCCGAAAGCCCAGCAAGGCCCGAUAUUUUCUUGAGGACACAACCGAGAUUUUGAGAAUGUUGCAGGGACUUGCUGCUGCUUCGGAGAAUUGUAUGCUAAAGAAUGUAACAAAAGGUUUUCAGAAAGUGGUCAUGGAGUAAGGGGGAUUUACGGAAAUGCCAUUGUUAGUGUUUUUGGCUGUCGGAUUGCUUGUGAAUAAUUAUUAUCUUCUCCGAGGUCGAUAGGAGAGGUUUCGGUUUCAUGUUUAGAAGGUUUCUGUGAAAUUUGGUAUUUUGUUAUAGAGAGAGAGAGAGAGAGUAUGUAGUUGUGUAGUUUGUAGUUUGGACUUUUGAAGUAAAUAAGUUGGCUUUUGGUAAGUCAAACUUAUGGAUAUGUAUGGUCAAUGCGCUUUAUGUAUUGUUUUGGUCGUUUGAUAUUUUCAUUCUUAGAUUUUUGUUUAAGUAAUAUGAAAACGGAAAAGUGGAUGUAUGUCCUUGACAAUAUCAAGCUAGAAUAAUAACCAUUGAGAGUGUAUAUUGGCAAAAGACUAUACAACAAUUUCUCAAAUCUUUUGGAUAAUUACCCC